CGCCAUGCUGUAUCUGGAGGAUUAUCUGGAGAUGAUCGAGCAGCUUCCCAUGGAUCUGCGCGACAGGUUCACCGAGAUGCGGGAGAUGGACCUGCAGGUGCAGAGAGAACAUUUUGUUUCCUGCUCAGUUUGUAACUGGCUAGAAUGUUCCAAAGUCAGCAGUCUAGAGCCCUGGGUGAGGAGUUUGGGUCGUGCUUUAAGUCACUACCACUGCUCUUAGGGACAAAAAACCUUUAGAACUUGGAGUCCUGCCUGUCCCAUGCUGGAGAGCACAAGAACCUUGAUGAGAAUCCUACCAGAAUGCAAUUCUGCUUCUUGGAAAUUAAGAUGCAAUGGAUCAGCUUGAGCAGAGGGUAAAUGAAUUUUUUAUGAACGCAAAGAAAAACAAACCUGAAUGGAGAGAAGAACAAAUGACAUCAAUCAAAAAAGAUUAUUAUAAGGCUUUGGAAGAUGCAGAUGAAAAAGUGCAACUGGCUAAUCAAAUAUAUGAUUUGGUAGACCGUCAUUUGAGAAAAUUGGACCAGGAACUUGCUAAAUUUAAAAUGGAACUUGAAGCAGAUAAUGCUGGAAUUACAGAAAUAUUAGAGAGACGGUCUCUGGAGCUGGAUACACCAUCACAGCCUGUGAAUAACCAUCACGCCCAUUCUCACACUCCAGUAGAGAAAAGAAAACACAAUCCAUCUUCUCAUCAUAGUACAACAGAUCAUGUUCCUGAAAAGAAGUUUAAAUCUGAAGCUCUUCUAUCUACCCUUACUUCAGAUGCUUCUAAAGAAAAUACACCAGGGUGUCGAAACAGUAAUUCAUCAUCCUCUUCAAACAAUGCAUACAAUACAAACUCUUCUCAACCAUUGGCAUCAUAUAACCUGGGCUCAUUAUCUUCAGGAUCUGGGGCCGGUGCAAUUACCAUGGCAGCAGCUCAAGCAGUGCAAGCCACGGCACAGAUGAAGGAAGGAAGACGAACAUCCAGUCUAAAAGCCAGCUAUGAAGCAUUUAAGAACAAUGAUUUUCAGCUUGGAAGAGAAUUUUCAUUAUCCAGAGAUUCAACUGGAUAUUCAUCAUCAGCUUUGGCAUCUACAUUAACACAGACAUUAAGUUCAUCAACCACAGAUUCACGAAGUGGCAGAAAAAGCAAAAACAACAACAAAUCCUCAAGUCAGCAGUCUUCAUCAUCUUCCUCUUCUUCGUCUCUGUCAUCGUGUUCUUCUUCAUCUGCACUGGCACAAGAACUGUCUCAGCAAACGGCAGUGAUACCAGAGUCUGAUUCCAAUAGCCAGGUGGACUGGACCUACGAUCCAAAUGAGCCACGAUACUGCAUUUGUAAUCAGGUGUCCUAUGGUGAAAUGGUAGGCUGUGAUAACCAAGAUUGCCCUAUUGAGUGGUUCCACUACGGAUGUGUUGGACUGACAGAAGCACCGAAAGGGAAAUGGUACUGUCCACAGUGUACGGCUGCAAUGAAGAGAAGAGGCAGUAGACAUAAAUAAAUUUCCUCAUCUGGAAAACAAAUUGCAUACUAAAGGUUUUACAGGGGACUUGGGAGGGGGAGGAAGCCCCCCAUCACACUUCCUUGCAACCACUUAAGGGUUAACAUAGCAGUCAUAAGAUCUUGAACUAUUGAUUUUGCUAGUUGUGUUUUAAUAUUGUAAGUAAAUUAUUUAUGCACAUUGAUGUGCUACAGAUACUAUUCCAGUGAGCCUUGGAUUGUUCCAGUGGCCAACAUAUGCAGACAUUUGUACUAUCAACCCAUUUUCUCUAAGCAGUGGGCAUUCUACAAUUACUCAAUCUUCAAAAACUUCCAAUAAGUCCAGAUUUUAAAUGUAUGUUUUAUAUUCAACAGAUAUAUUCUGCUGCAUGAACUGUACUCAAGAGCUGUUAUGUAACACUAUGUAUAUAAAUGGUGCAAAAAGGCAGUGCUUCUGAAAAAAAAAUUAAGGAGACAAUGGUUUUUAAAAUGCCUUUAUAGCUUUGGUUCUUUAUGAAACUUAAUUCAGCAGGCUGAAGAAAAUGGUUCUUGUAUACAGCGGGCUGUUGUCCUCUAGGGUACUUGAGUAUGUAAAAACAAACAAAAAAAGCUGUAGAAUAAAACAAACUUGUGCCAUUAGUCUUUAUAUGUUUCUGCUCCAGAGAAGGCGCAGGCCAUAAGAGGAAAAAAAAGGUGUUAAAGUGAUGAUAAAUUUUUAUACCAAAUGUGUUUAUUUUUUUGUGCAAGUAAUCCUUUAAAUUUGAAUUGUAUUAGGUGUUAAAAUAAAACAACCUCAACUCUUCAAAUUAGUGUUUCCUGUAC
Chroicocephalus ridibundus (black-headed gull) is the source of this 2281-nucleotide messenger RNA. RefSeq names its product inhibitor of growth family member 3 (gene ING3). Gene Ontology annotation, cellular component: NuA4 histone acetyltransferase complex. Gene Ontology annotation, biological process: regulation of DNA-templated transcription. The record is from RefSeq and is a predicted model, not a curated record. Lineage: Eukaryota; Metazoa; Chordata; Aves; Charadriiformes; Laridae. Bases 333 to 1481 code for a protein of 382 amino acids. The transcript is spliced from 13 exons.